Messenger RNA from Serinus canaria (Common canary), 9026 nucleotides. It is a transcript of the gene USP38, whose product is annotated as ubiquitin specific peptidase 38. The record is from RefSeq and is a predicted model, not a curated record. Gene Ontology annotation, cellular component: cytosol; nucleus. Gene Ontology annotation, biological process: ubiquitin-dependent protein catabolic process; protein deubiquitination. The transcript has 10 exons. The coding region runs from base 283 to 3393 and encodes 1036 amino acids. Gene Ontology annotation, molecular function: cysteine-type deubiquitinase activity; cysteine-type endopeptidase activity. NCBI's taxonomy places the organism in Eukaryota, Metazoa, Chordata, Aves, Passeriformes, Fringillidae.
CCCCCCCCCGCCCCCGCCAGACCGGCUUUCCUCUCGCGGGGCUCUGCUUCCGGGUCGUGUCGGGAGUUCGGUCGUGUCCGUCGGGGUCGUCGGGGAGCGGGGCCGCGGCCACCACUGCCGCCGCCCGGGCGAGGGGCGGGCCGGAGCCGCGAGGGCCGCGGGGGGAGGGGCGGCAUUGCGCGGCAGGGCGGCGAGAAGGCCGCGGGGAGGCGGCGGCGGCGGCCCCCGCCGAGGCCUGGUCUGGCCCGCCGCCGCCGCCGCUCGGCCGAUGCGCCCGGAGCCAUGGACAAGAUCCUGGAGGGGCUGGUGAGCUCUUCGCACCCGCUGCCGCUGAAGCGGGUGAUCGUGCGGCGCGUGGUGGAGUCGGCAGAGACGCCGCUGAGCCAGGCGCAGUGCCGCGCCAUGUUCUCGCUCGGCACCCGGCUGGUGCUGCAGGGUCCCGACCCCUUCCAGCGGCAGGUGGGGCGGCAGGUGCUGGACGCCUACGGCCGCUUCCACCGCGCCGAGUUCGAGGCUUUCUUCAACCGCGGGCUUGUCCUCGGCCUCCUGCAGCGCGGAUACGGCGAGCUGAGCAACCGCGACCCCGCCAUCCUCGACUACAUCCAGGCAGGGCUGCGUCUCAUCAUGAGCUGCCCCUCGGUGCUGGAGCUUUUCGAGCUGCUGCAGGUGGAGGCGCUGCGCCUGGUGUGCGAGCGGCCGCCGCCGCCGCUCUGCGCCCGCCUCUGCCAGCUGCUGGGAGACUUCCCGCAGUGCUUGCCCCGCGGCAGGAAGCUCUCACUCGCCUUCUGCCAGCAGCUGGUGCGCAGCAUCGCCCACUUCCAGAGCCAGGGCACUCGGGAGGCCGAGUUGCGCCUGUAUGUCUCACAGGUAACCCAGGUCAGCGCGCUGCUCAGGAGCGUCUGGAAGGCAGAGCCCGAUACGCUGCUGCCCUCGCUUCAGGAGCUCUUCGCUGUGAUCUCCGCCGCGGAUACUUCGUUCGAGCCUUCUGUUGCACUCGCAAGUCUUGUGCAGCACAUACCAUUGCAGAUGAUUACAGUACUCAUCAGGAGCCUUACUACAGAUCCUAACGUGAAAGAUACAAGUAUGACUCAAGCUCUGUGCAGAAUGAUUGACUGGCUGUCCUGGCCUCUGGCUCAGCACGUGGAAACAUGGGUGAUUGCACUGCUGAAAGGAUUGGCUGCAGUCCAGAAAUUCACCAUCCUCAUUGAUGUCACUCUGCUUAAGAUCGAAUUGGUCUUUAAUCGACUUUGGUUUCCUCUAGUGAGGCCUGGUGCCCUUGCUGUCCUUUCCCACAUGUUACUUAGUUUCCAGCAUUCUCCAGAAGCUUUUCAUUUGAUUGUCCCACAUGUGGUCAGUUUGGUUCACUCCUUCAAAAGAGAUGGCUUGCCUUCCAGUACAGCCUUUUUGAUGCAGUUGACUGAGUUGAUACACUGUAUGAUGUAUCAUUAUUCAGGUUUUCCAGAGCUCUAUGAACCUAUUCUGGAAGCUAUUAAGGAUAUGCCCAAACCCACUGAAGAGAAGAUUAAGUUAAUCCUCAGUCAGAGUGCCUGGACUUCUCAAUCUAGUUCUUUGCCAUCUUGUUUAUCUAGACUUUCUGGAAAAUCUGAAACUGGGAAGACAGGCCUAAUAAAUCUAGGAAAUACUUGCUACAUGAACAGUGUAAUUCAAGCACUUUUUAUGGCUACAGAUUUCAGAAGACAUGUUUUAUCUCUGAAUCUAAAUGGCUGUAAUUCCCUAAUGAGAAAAUUACAGCAUCUUUUUGCGUUUUUGGCCCAUACCCAGAGGGAGGCAUAUGCUCCUAGAAUUUUCUUUGAAGCUUCCAGACCACCAUGGUUCACUCCUCGAUCCCAGCAGGAUUGUUCAGAAUAUCUCAGAUUCCUGCUAGACAGGUUGCAUGAAGAAGAGAGAACUUUGAAAGCAUUGUCUUCGGCCAAGAGUUCUGAAAGUAUUAUGACUGACAAGUCCCAGGCACAAGAAACUGCCCAUAAAACACAAGUAUUUACUGAAGCACCUUGUAUGGACAAUGAAGAAAGAACUCUGAUAGAGAAGAUGUUUGGAGGAAAAUUGAAGACUAACAUAUGCUGUUUGAACUGCAAAAGUAUGUCUCAAAAGGAAGAAGCUUUCACAGAUCUCUCUUUGGCUUUCUGUCCCCCAACUUCCUUAGAGAAUGCUGACCCAAAAUGCAUAGAACAUUCUGAAGUGAAAGAUGACUACAUGAUGCAAAGUAAUACUUCAGCAACCAGUCCUGAUGCAGAAACACCUCUCAGUAAUUUGGAAGUAAAUCAUGAAUGUGACACAAUGAAUGAAGGAACCAUAGAUUUUUCUAGUGAGCCAAGUUCUGAGAAUACCACUAUUUCUGAACUCAAAGUUGAAAAUAAUGGGGAUGUGUCUCAGAGUCUAGUAGGUAAAAAUACCCUGUCAGUUACAGACUUACUCAAUUAUUUUCUGGCACCUGAGAUCCUUAGUGGAGACAACAAAUAUUAUUGUGAAAAGUGUGCCUCUCUACAGAAUGCUGAAAAAACUAUGCAAAUCAUUGAGGAACCUGAAUACCUCAUUCUUACACUUUUGAGAUUUUCAUAUGAUCCAAAAUGUCACAUUAGACGCAAAAUCUUGGACAAUGUUUCUCUACCACUUGUAUUGGAACUGCCAGUGAAAAGAGCAACAUCCCCUUUAGCUGUUGUUUCGGGAGGCUGGUCUGUUGGUGUGGAGAUUUCUGAUACUGGAGAAAACCUUGCUAAAAAACUGAAGCCCUCUGGUGCUGAUGAAGUGACCUGCCCACAAUUGGUGCCCUAUGUGUUGAGCUCUGUGGUGGUGCAUUCUGGUGUAUCCUCUGAAAGUGGACAUUAUUAUUCAUAUGCUAGAAAUGUUACUGGGUCAGGGCCUUCAGGGCUCUGCCACCAGUCUACAGCUCUUUCUUUAGUUUCUCCUCAGGAUAAGUUGUUUGCAGAGGAGAGUCCUUGUACUGUUGUAGAUAAUGAGCUGGACACUGAGAUGCCAAGAGAAUGGUUUCUGUUCAAUGACAGCAGAGUGACAUUUACCUCAUUUCAGUCAGUCCAGAAAAUCACCAGUAGAUUUCCAAAGGACACUGCUUACGUUCUGUUUUACAAAAAGCAGAACAGCACCUGUGGCUUCAACACCAGUCCAGCAAAUGGCCUCUGGGUAAAUGGAGACCCUCCUCUACAAAAAGACCUCAUGGAUGCAAUUACAAAAGAUAACAAACUGUACUUGCAGGAGCAAGAGCUUAGUGCUCGAACACAAGCACUUCAAGCUGCCUCGGCCUCUUGUUCUUUCCGACCCAAUGGAUUCGAUGACAAUGAUCCCCCAGGAAGUUGUGGGCCCACAGGUGGAGGAGGAGGGGGUGGGUUCAGUACCGUUGGUAGAUUAGUCUUUUGACUGUGAAGACAACCUGGAAUACACUGGUUCCAAAGCAGCCUAAUACUGCUGAGGACAAAUAAAAUACUGAACUCUAUCAGAGUUGUAUCAGGCUUUGAGACUUGAUCCUUGUCCAAAAGCAAAUAUUAGUGGUUUUUUGGUUAUGUUUUAUUUGAAAUAAAUAAGCGCAUAAUGGAAAAAACCUACCUCUUAAAAGUUCAGUUGCUUUCAUAGUAAGAUAUGCUUGCCCAAAAAACAGAAAAUUAAGAUUUUUUUUUUAAAGUAAAUGCUAAUGAUGUUGCAUUAAACUGAACAAAAUGUACUUAUGUCAGUUUCUCUUGUACUCAUCCACUGAAUGAAGAAAGUUCAUUUUUUACUCUGAUAGUAUUGCUUUAUGUGGAAAGCCAUUUUCAGAUGGGCUAAACUGCACCUGUAGUCUGUCACCCACUGCUUAUUUUGUAAUACAAUACCUAUGUGGAUAUUCAGAGAUGAUGCAAUUUGUAAUGAAGGCAAUAACUUAAAUGGGACAUGAUACAGUACUUUCCAGGUCAAAAGUUAUUCAAUCCAUUUCCAAAUGAAAAGAAAAAAAAUUAUAAAUAUUUGCUAACUUGUUAUCCAAAAAAGUGCAUGUUGUGUAGGAGCAAUGUUUUUAAAUAGAAAUUGUUAACUCAGUUGCAUUUCUAAUUGUUUUGAGGAUUUUAAAAUUAUUUCAGGGACUAUAUCUGCUGAGUAUUGGAAAGAGAUUCUGUAUGUGCCUUGCAGUACUGUAACUUAAACUCUCUGAGGCUGCAGAAGAUGAGAAAAUGUCUUAGUAGGCAAUUUCUUUUUGGUCAGAAUUAGAAAUCAAGACCUUUAUAGAAAGUUUUUUGGUUUCCAGAAGUUAAAAUCUGUUAGUUUGAAACGCCAUAAAUGUUGCCCUUUAUUUUUUGAUUUAAAAAUAUACAUACCUAGUGAUCUAUAACUUUCAUGGCCUGUACUGCUGAGAAAGAACUGGUCAUAAAGAUGGAGCUAUGUUCAUAAAAUCACAGAAAAUCUGCCUCUGUUGGUCUUUGCUGAGGAUCUUUGCCUAUAAGAGUCUUUUGAAGCUUUGCUGUUGGGUUUUGCUAGUAGUGAGAAUUUUCUGGUGAGUUCAGGUUUUUGUUUUUUUUUUUUUUGUCUGCAGAAGCCCACAGUUAUUCUGCCUAAGGAGCGCUGUUUGCUCAUCAGGCAAGUAGAGGCUGAGGAUCCUACUUGACAGAAGUAGCAACUUUGAUUUUGAUGUGCAAUGAGGAUAACAGAAGGACUUAGACUGUUGAACCGAAGUGAUUAAUUCUUUAGUAAUCUUAGAGUGAAAUGUAAAUUUAUUUAGAGUAUUUUUACAAAAUUUUGCACUGGUUUUGUUGCGUUUUUAUAUUCUAUUAGGUGACAAAGUGUGUCCUUAAAAAGCAUGAGGACCCGGCAGGUUUUAGCAUAACUGUAUAAAAAUAAGGAAAUUUCUUAAAAAUGCUUUAAAAAAGCAUAAGAUAUGUUGAGAGAAUUAAGUCUUGUUCAUAUGAUUUUAAAUAUAUGGAGUUUAGUCUGAAAGGUAAUUGAGCUUGCAAGUUAUUUUUAUAAUAUCACUAAAACUAUACGAUUUACUAUAGGUUCAGAUGUUAUACUCAAGAAAGCUAGAGCAGCUGACUUUUUUUUUUUUUUUUUUAAAUACUUUCCAAGCUUUCUUGUGACAAUUUGUGGUACCUUGGCUUUGGCCUAAUCUUUUCAUUGCUGUCUCAGUGGUAGGUCUCUGAACCAAGGGUUCAGCCACAGAAACAUGGAAUGUUUUGAGACCAGCAUGAGCAACAUUCUCAUUUCAUUGCACUUGGAUGAGGUUUUUUUUGAAAGUUCACUUUGCUUUGAAAUUCUGUAACUUUGUCUGAGAGGGUUUAUUUCCUUUUAGUCUUCUCCACCAGUUUGCUUUGGUUUGAAAAUGGUUUAUAAGACAGGUUAAUUUGGCUUUUCUCUCACAGAUUGAGGACCCACUAAAAAGCUGUCUACUCAUUGCAUUACCUUGGGAAUAUUUUGUCUCUGUAUCAAUUUACUGUUCAUUUUGAACUACUAGUAAGUAGAAGCUGGGGCAAGUGGUUUUACUCUAUAUGAAAUCAUAAUUUUCUAAAGGUCAGUUUUGUUUUUAUGUUCUCACAGUAAAAAUACAAAUUAUGCAGCCUACUUAAAAAUAAUAUGCAGUAUGUCUUUUGUAUACCUGUUGAACUAUAUUUAUUUCAUGAGUUCUUAGAAGGCUUUUUGCCUAUUCUAAAUUAGGGGUUAAAUAUGGAAAAUUUACAUGAGAAUAAUACCAAUCAAGUUGGAUCUGCUUAGGUGCAAAAUGAUGGAUGUCUGAAACUGAAAAUAACUUCUUUCUUUCAUCUUGUUGACUUCCUUCAAUGCAUUUGCUAGGAGUUUUAAAAGUAGAUUCUAAAAUUCAGGAUACCUGUCAUAAGUCUGCUUGCUGACUUGACAGCUGUCCUAGGCUGGUGAGUCAUAGAUACCCAGCUUGGAAGGUUUCAGUAAACCUAGUGGAAGUGAAGAAUUAUUUCAUGCUUUGAAAUGUGUACCUUUAUUAUUUUUUACAGUAAUGGUGUUGCGUGCCGCUGUCUUCUGAACAUGAGAGAAAAAUGUACAUAUGGUACUUUGAUUUCUGUUGCUUGUGAAUGAAUGCUGGAUGGUUUAUUUAUUUACUUUUUUGGCUCCAUUAUUAAUAAGUUUAUUAAGUUGAAUCAAUAGAAAGAUACAAAAUGCAUAAGACCGUUUCAGAAGCUUUAGGGUUUUUGUUGUUUACUUUCAUGAAAGAGACACAGUUGUACCACUCAAGGGUGGUAUGUCUUAAAAUCGUAUUUGCUUCUACCAAGACAGACUGUGAUUUGGUCUUUGUUUUAAUGGUCACUGGAAUUGUAUUAACUUUCUUUUGUGCUGUUAAUUUUUUACAGUUUUUUCAUGUGGAGCAUCAUAGUGGAUUACUGUGAACAGUCUCCCCUGUAACAAGUGAUUACAAUGUCUAUGAGCCCAUUUAUCCAGGAUGAGGAGCAAAUAGGCUUCUUUGAAAAACUGAACAAAUCACACAAUUUAUUUUUUUUUAAUCUGUAGCAAUACGUUUGUUCAUUGAGUCAGAACACUUUUUUUGUACAAGUGACAGGCAAAGGGCAAAGGCUCUGGGAGAUGAGAGUUUUGAAACAAAAUCAAGUGGGUAUAAACUUUCUGUAAAUAAAAUUUAGAUUAGAAACAAAGUUCCUAAUUCUGGAACAGCCCUCUGGGCAGAACCUUGCUUUGAAGGAAGAGCAAACUGUGUGUAUGAAAGAAAUUAAAUGCAAAGUGUUGUCUGAAUAGUAGGCAACUAGACCUGAUAAACCAGAGGUCCCUUCCAGUCCCUUCCUACAAUUUUGCUCUUUUGUUGGGUUUCCUGUCUUGCCUCAUUACCAGUUUUAUUUUUAGGGCUUAAUUAUUUGAGGGUAAAUAAAUAGAAUAUUAAACUGUGACAUAGCAAAAGUUAACUGCUCAAUUUUGGGUGGUGUUUGUCUCUGAUAUAGGGGAAUGAAGCAUAAAGAUUACCAAAUCGUGGUAAGUGGAAGCUUGGAGGAGUUGUGAUCUAAAGAAAUGUGCUCAGUUUCUACUAAAAGGGUGAUUUCCCUUUGUAACAACCUGCAAUGUAAUGUAAUGAGUUGUAGCACUUGGUAUCUUCAGUAGGCUGUAAUUAAAUGGAAAUUAUUGGACAUUUUCAAAGGGUGAGCAAAUGAUCUAUGAUAUAAAGGAGAUCAGAAUAGACAAUCUUGAAGGCUUUAAUGUUCCAUGCAGCCAGUCAUCAUAGGUCUACCUAAAUCUGAAUUCAGAGCUGUGAGUAAUAUGUUGUUAAUUCACAGUGGUGUGGGUUCAAAUGUGAUAGAGAACCAAGAAUUGUGUGGUGCUGGCUGGGUUGUGUCUGACGCAAGCUCUGCAUAUGGGGUGUAGUGUAGCACUGUGUCACCACACAAGCUUUUGUGUUACAAUGCACACCCACAAUUCACUGGGAAUCUGCUUUUGCUUGAAUUAAAGCAUCCAAAUCAAAGGCACAACAACCAAAACUACCCAGACUGAAGCACGGAUUAAUGGGUUUUGAUACAAUAUGCACCCUCCUUAUUUAAAAUGGAAUAUCUUCUUAAUCUGCAAGAUUCUAGAUAUGUGUAUCCUGAAUCCACAUACCUUUCUUGUUCCUUUUUUUUUUUUCCUGUGCAGAUAGUAUUUUUAGGAAUCAGGUGUAAAAGUGCUUAAAUAGACACGUCAAAAGAGGCAACACGGGAAAGAGGAACAGCGGGUGGUGAAGGAGAAGAGCCUGGUACUGAAUUGAAAUGGGACAAAUGCAGAAAGGACAUCAUGGCUCUAUUCUGAUUUAAAAGUUGCUCAUGUUUUAAUGUCACUGCUCUAACUUUUUUCUACCAAAGGCCACUUUGUCAACAAUGCCUUGUGUUAUCUGAACCUGAUCCUUCAGAAGUUUCCACUGUAUCAUUAUAUCCAUUUAUAUUUUGAAGGAGAAAUAUAUCAGUAGGCAUGUGGAAAAUAUGCUGCUGGGGAGCAUAUUUCAGGUUGACAUUAAAAAAAUGAAUUCAGCAGCGGAAUAUGUGAUUGUGCAAGCAGCUGUAGUAUCAUACAGCAUCCUCAAGGCCAGUGGUCUCCAAACUUUGCACAUCCAUGUCACUAAAAACUCUUACGUGUGCACCCACUAUGUAUAUUUAUUAAUUUAUAAAUAAUUUAUUUACUACUAUACUAAUUUAUUAUAUACCUACACAGGAGUAGAAAUUGAAAAAGUAUGAGAGAAAAGUGAAAUAAAGACUAUUUUUAAAUUAUUUAAAAUUUCAUUUGUUAAUUUUGCAAAAUAUACUUUCUUCUUGCACCCAAAUAGAUUGUCUUGAGGUGCAUGCACCUCACUUUAGAGACCACUUUAGGGUAUAAUCUUGGAAAGGGUUUUAACUUGAUGGGAACAUGUAUCAAAACUGAACAGUUUAUAAUGACAGUUUAUUUUACUCUGUGAAUAUAGACCUUUGUCCUUAACUUUGUGCUGCAUGACUCUGUUUUGGAUCUCUGUUUAUUCAGAGUUCUUACAAAAUUUGGUCCAAGGCCUGUGAACUAUUUCACUGUUUGUUUUCCUACAGUGUGCAUUAAAUGACAAAACAGGAGGUGUCAGCCUUAAGUGGUUUGCAGAAAUGCAAAGCCUUUCUAGUUGGAGGUGGGGGCAUAUCCCCUAUCAAACACAGGGAUGUGUUAGUACUUGGCUUUAAAGAUUAGUACCAUUUUUCAACUGACUUGCCCUUUCUCAAAUGUUCACUAAAGAAUUGCAAUAUUUAGUGCUCAGCCUCUCAGAAGAAAGUAAUUAAUUUUCUUGCUGUAUCUUUCCUGGCGUUUAUUUUACUAAACUACAGUUGAAACCAUACUUGCAGUAUGCCUGUGCUUAAAUCUUGUAAACUGGCAUAAAUUUUUAAUAGUAUUUCAUAUCAGUUUUUAAAAAUGGAUGUGGCAAAAUGACUGUACAUGUGUUGGGCUGCAUAAGGAAGUCAAAAUAUAUAUCUUUUAAAUAUCUCAAAAGGUGUCUCAAAGUAUGUAAGUUUUUAUGUGUUUGACUGAAGAGGCAAGAUACAUGUUCUAGUAAAAUAAAACAGUGGUGAUUUGGGGUU